This is a messenger RNA of Rubroshorea leprosula, 3585 nucleotides long. Lineage: Eukaryota; Viridiplantae; Streptophyta; Magnoliopsida; Malvales; Dipterocarpaceae. The record is from the annotation of a GenBank genome assembly.
AACAGAGAGAUAAAAGAAAUAUGAGGUUUCCAUUGAACAGACUGGUUGUUUUUCAACUACUAAGAUUCAUCGAAUGGACUUAGAAGCGAAUCCAUCAAGUGGUCCUGUUCGAGCAGGAAAUCCAUCUCAGCCUCUUGGACAAGGUCAACUCCCCAACAACCUUCCACCUCACCUCCCACCUCAGAUCCCAAAUAUGUUCCCUCUUGUUGAUCAUGCAAAAGGAGGAGAUGAAAACCAACCUCACAACUCCACUCGCAACUCAGCUUCCACCGCCAAUCAAGACGUAGUUACAGCUCAGCUUGCUGCCAUGCAACAACAAUUUGGUGUCUUUCAAUUAGUAUUGGCUCAACUCCUAACUCGAAAUAAUCCUGGCGAUCCCCUCAUCAAUUUUCUCAACCCUGCUCCACAACCCCCAGCUCCACAGCAAGACCCUCAACUAGUUCAGCAUGCUCCUACUCUUAGUGAAUCUCAAGUUGAACAGCGAGGUGCCCCACCUCUACACCAUAAUACUGACUCCAUAGCUCAUCCUCUGAACACCAACAUCACAUUGGAACCUUAUCCCACUGGCUUCAAAAUUCCUCAGCUCGAGACAUACGAUGGAACAAAGGAUCCCGAUGAUCACCUCCAUGCCUUCUAUUCAUGUAUGCAAGCUCAUAACGCCUUUGAUGCGUUCAUGUAUAAGAUCUUUCCCUUUACUCUCCAUGGUAAUGCCCGCACCUGGGACGGAGAAUCCUUGAAGAAUUACAUGAGCAGGUUCAAUGAUGGAGUUCUCAAAGUCAGCUCCUUCAACCAAGCCGUGGGAAUUGCGACUGUAAUUCAAGGUCUCCAACAUGAAAGAUUCAGAAAUAGCUUAAUCAAGCAUCCUGCUACUCCUUUCAAUGAGGUUAAUGACAGGUCGUUGAAAUUCAUAACUAUUAAGGAAUAUGCUUUAUCCCAGAAACCAGUUCCUCCUAGAAAUCAAAACCUAGAUUGGAGAGAUGAGGGUCAGAGCAGAAAACGGAUGAAGACAGUACAGAACCGAGGUCCGAUGAUGACUUCCCCAUCGAAGUUUGGAAAGCCGAACUCCGUACCUCUUCAGCAAAAUAUCAGUAAAACACCAGUUACAUGGACUCCUUUUAAUCUGCUGAGGUCACAGAUAUUCAUGCAGAUCAAGAAUAAGAUGGAUUUGAGGUCCAAAUUGGAAAGUCUAGCUCAGAAGGGCAUGCUGAAUGAAUACAUCCAACGAAUCGAGCAACCGAAGUUUGUUAGAGAACAGGGGGCACAGCUGCAGGGAUCCCGUAACGCAGGAAACAAACAAGGCAUGGGAUAUCAACAAGCCCCACCUCCACUCCCACCACUAACUAGAAUUAUACAUAUGAUUACGGGAGGCUUGGAAGCAGGAGUUGUCACCCCUCACAAUGAUCCUUUGGUCACUUCUGUCAUGAUUAACAACUGUGAGGUACAACGUGUCCUUGUUGACACAGGAAGUGCACCAGAUAUUAUGUACUUUCACUACUUUGAGAGUCUUGGGCUGGAUCCAACUUUGUUGCAUAGGUACGAUGGUCUUAUCUAUGGAUUCAAUAACAAACCCGUUCAAGUAGAAGGAGUCCUUACUCUCAAUGUUGCUUUUGGGAGUGGCCAAACUUAUGCAAAUGGUAAAUGGCAAAUGUGCAUCGACUACACAAAUCUUAACCAAGCUUGCCCCAAGGACUGCUAUACGAUGCCAAGCAUUGACAAACUGGUUGAAAAGACUUCUGGAAAUGAGAGAUUAAGUCUCUUGGAUGCAUACUCUAGUUAUCACCAGGUGCCGAUGGCUCCGGAGGAUGAAGAGAAAACCUUGUUCUAUACUGGUGACGAAAUUUAUUGCUAUGUCAUGAUGCCAUUUGGCUUAAAGAAUGCAGGUGCUACCUACCAGAAAAUGGUGACCAUUAUCUUCCGAGCUCAAAUCGGCAGGAAUUUAGAAGUGUAUAUCGAUGACAUUGUGAUCUUCGGUGUGGAGUUUGGGAAAUUUAUAGGCUUCAUGGUCUCCCGAAGAGGGAUUGAGGUCAACCCAGAAAAAAUCAGAGUAAUUGCUGAGAUGGAACCACCGAAGUCGGUGAAAAAUAUACAGAGAUUAACUGGAAGGGUGACAGCUCUUCAUAGAUUCAUAUCGAAGUCAGCAGAUAAGUGCCUGCCAUUCUUUAAGAUCAUGAGGUCAACAGCUCAGAAGGAUGAAUCUGGCAAACAGAAAAAGUUUGAGUGGAACCAAGAAUGCCAAGCUACAUUUGAUGAGUUGAAGGCUUACCUUAGCUCACCACCUCUGCUGACAAAGGCUAUAGAUGGAGAGAUUCUCUAUUUGUACCUUGGAAUUUCAAACGAAUGCGCCCUAUCUCACUCAACCCCUAAUCCCGAGCCCAACGACUGGACCUUAUAUGUUGAUGGAGUAUCUAGUAGCAAGGGUUCAAGAGCUGGUGCUCUCUUAAUUGGCCCAUAUGGAUACCGAAGUGAGCAUGCUCUGAAAUUUAACUUCGAUGCAACAAACAACAUGGCUGAAUAUGAAGCUCUGCUACUUGGUUUGCAACUAGCAUUGGAGUUGAAGGUCAUGGUGAUACAAAUGUACAGUGACUCACAGCUUGUGGUUAAUCAAGUCAACUCAAUCUGUGAAGUCGUUGAUCUUGUGAUGAUGAAAUAUGUAGCCCUGGUGGCCGAGCUGAAGUCAGUUUUUGUAGAAGUCUUAGAUGAACCAAGCUUCAUGAAGCCACGAAUGAUGGAGAUCAGCACAAACUCGGACACACCAAGCUGGACUGACCCAAUUAUCUCCUUUUUACAAGACGAGAUAGUGCUUGAAGACAAGCAAGAGGCAAUGAGGUAUGGGAUCCCGAACCAGAUUGAUGCUGACAAUGAGUCUAAUGGUAUGGUAGAAUCUAUUAAUAACGCUAUCUUAGAAGGAAUAAAGCCGAGGUUGGAACAGCACAAGGCCAGGUGGGCAGAUGAGCUCAACAACGUCCUUUGGGCAUAUAGAACUAUGAGUCGAACUACCACAGGUGAAACACCCUACCACCUAGCCUUUGGUAUCGAAGUAGUCAUUCCUAUUGAAAUAGGAGUCCCAAGCUUCAGGGUAACCCAUUUCAAUGAAGGACGAAAUGGACAACUACUUCGGGAAAACCUUGAUUUGCUUACCAAAGUCAGAGAAGAAGCAUGGCUUCGAACUCUUGUAUACAAGCAAAAAUUAGCCAACUUCUACAACAAACGGGUCUGCCCUCGAACAUUUAAAAUAAGAGACCUUGUUCUCAGAAAGGCAGGUCUAACAGGGUUUGAAACUCGUUUUGGCAAACUAGCCCCAAACUGGGAAGGCCCUUACACAAUGGCUAAAGUGCCACAUCCUGGUGCUUAUGUCCUCCAAGACGCUGAAGGGAAGCAAAUUCGUAAAGUCUGGAAUGUCAAUAACUUGAAGAAAUUUUAUCCCUAAUAAACUUCUUUCAAGUGAUCUAUGUCUUAUUCUCCUUUAUACUUAUUACUUCUUGAUUGUUGAGAUUUAUUUUAUCUCUUAUUCUGUAUAUUCGAGGUCAAUCUGUUUAGAAUUUAUUUCUUGACUUUCACUUUUAUUAAUGAAUGUCACUUCACAUA